Molecule: messenger RNA, 3183 nt
Organism: Solea senegalensis (Senegalese sole)
Lineage: Eukaryota; Metazoa; Chordata; Actinopteri; Pleuronectiformes; Soleidae
Gene: limd2
Product: LIM domain containing 2
Exons: 4
Coding region: 175-519 (114 amino acids)
Biological process (GO): actin filament bundle assembly
Cellular component (GO): plasma membrane; actin cytoskeleton
Molecular function (GO): actin filament binding
Source: RefSeq, a predicted model, not a curated record
AAAAGCGUUCUGUUGAAAACCGAGGCGAGGACUGAAGCAGAGCAGAGAAAGAAACUCACCGGCACCAGGUUCGACGUCUGCCCAGCAGCCUGUCAGUAAAGUGACCGAGAGAGCCUACAAACCGGGAGCAGACUCCGCGUAUUCCAGCCGGUGUGUCGCAGACCAUAAGCGCAGAUGGACACCAGAAGCCCUGCUGAAGAGAAACCUGUCCAGCGAUCAAAGUCCUUCAGCUUUAAGACUCAGAAGGAAGUCUGCACAUCAUGUGAGAAGACGGUGUAUCCCAUGGAGAGAUUAGUUGCCAACAACCAGAUCUUCCAUUCAACAUGUUUCUGUUGCAAGCACUGCAACGCCAAACUCAGUCUUGUCUCCUUUGCAGCUCUUCAAGGUGAAUUUUACUGCAAACCCCACUUCCAGCAGCUGUUCAAAAGCAAAGGCAACUAUGACGAGGGCUUUGGACGCAAACAACACAAAGAGCAGUGGACCCCCAAGGAUCCAGACAACAUAACAAAGACGGCGUAAUCAUGACCCCCAUGUGUUUCAGCCUUGCCUCUUCCUUAUCCUCCUCCUAACUAACUCCUCCAAUGCUUCACAAUGAACACAUGCCUCAUGUGCUGGGGCUCUGUUAAGUCACCCACACACUCACUCGCUUUUUAAAUGCCAUCAGAACAGAUACAUGCACAAACAGCUAGGAAAAGACUGACUAGUCUGAAUCUAUUCCACUCAAAUUUUUAUUUUGGGGAAAUAUACUGGGGUUAGUUUUAUUAAUAUAUACAUGGACUCCUAAUUUUAAAAAUGUUUUCCCCAAUUUCUCCUGUUUGGAAUUGGUUGUUGAUUGUGACCAAAAAGUGUUUUGUUUUUUUUCUGGUAUGGGGAAUGUGAUAACAAUAAUAUUUGUUUUGGUUUUAUAAUUUGCACACUUUCUUUUUUGGAUUAUGUAAACUGUACAGUAUGCUCAGGCAAACAUAAGGGUACGCCUCCAUGUUUUGCAGUUAGAGCAUACACUCAGGUCAAUUUUCACCCAACAAUUUUUAGAAAAUAUCACAUUUCCUCAUUUAUCCAGACAUAAAUCAAAAAUAAUAGUCCUCAAUAUUGUGACUUUGCUGUCUGACACAGUUUUGCCAGUUUGUCAGGUUUCAUAUAUUUGAGGGACAAACAGGGUACAGAGUACUGUAACAUAACCGUGCACAUCAGCAACAACUCACCUCUCGUGUUUCAUUUAGGUUUUAUUGUACACAUUGUUCCAUGGUUUGUUCUUAUCUUAAUGAAUAGGUUAAGUCUUACUGUUGCAUGUUGGUAUGACUGAGUCUAAAUAGCCUUAUCUUAUGACUGUAUUGAUCUUUGUGUUGUGAAUGGUUCUGUGUGUCUCAUAUGACCAUUGCAAUUCACUUUUUUACAGUUUUUAAAAGCACUCGAGGUUGGAUUUGAUCAAUGUCGUGGCAUAAGUUGAUCCUCUCUGAGCUUUUAUGGCUGAAAUCUUAAUGGAAUUCUCAAACUGUGUUUUGUAUACUAUCUGUACAUAGAGCUGUAGUUUGUGAGUAGUGAACAUUCCCCCAUCAGACUGUGCUCUCAUCUCGUACAUAACGAUCACAUGUGAUCAUCAGCAACUUGGCUGGUAACAGGCCUUGUCCUUAUAAAACCCUUCACUCCAGUGUAUGAAACGUUCUUACAAGGAGCUGUACACAUUCUGGUUACAGUUAAAUGCCACAAAUGUGGAUGUUGUUGGACUGAGCUUUAAGCCUUGCUAGAGACUUCAGUUUUGGUCCUGCAUCAUGUCACACUUAUCAGUUCUUGGGAUCCUUUGUCCCCUUUAUUGUAUUUGAAUAUGUUCUAAUUAUCUAUGGGGACAUAUAUCUACAAUUUCUAAGCAUUCAUUACCUGUUCCCCCCAGACUCGCACCCAGUAAGCGUGAGCAAGUGUCCUCUUUAAAUAAAUGCCUUCCUGUUUUUAUCUCAUGUCUCAUUAGCUAAAUAAAUCUUAGCACCUGGACCUAUUUUACUUAUUAUUGAAUUUACAGUAAGUGGCUGAUGGGAGGGUUUGUCUCAAAAUGUGCCCCCUUCAAAACCUUGUGCAGAGCACCCCCUGCUGGGGAAAGUGUGACAGGACAAUAACUGCCCAAGAACUUCUAAUUAAAGCCUUUGAUGUUUUUGAAUAAUUUGCCUCAGCUGGAGCUGCAGCUGGAGCCCAGCCACUUUUGAUCAAAUUUAUUGCAACAUCUUAGAGAAAUAAAUCCAGUCAGACAACAUUUCCACAACUUUAUCUCAUUCUUUACAAAAGAGUGAGUGUAAAGCCAUUCACAAAUCCCCUUUUAGAAAAAUGUCUGAAAACCACUGACACUUGACUGACACUUGAAUGACUCAAAAGUCCUAUUUUGUGACUGAAGGUUUACUGUGAAUUUAGGUGCGCUGUGCAGAGAAGAAAGCUGAACUUAACAGAUGGAUAUUUGGUACUUUUUUAAUGAGAAGCCUUAGAAAUAAAUAGCUGAUUCCAUUGCUUUUUUUUUUCAAACAAACAUUUUGAGUGCACAGAUUUCUACAAAGAAAUCUUUAGAUCAUGUGUUUUCAUCAUGAGUUCCAUCUUUAACAUUGAAUUACUUCACUCUACCAGCAGCCAUUUCCCCCUAUUUAACCAGUUUUUAUCCCCUGUAAUGUACAAUUAUUGCGAUUCUGUGUUUGACAAUGUAUAUCUCUUUUUUUUUUUCUUCUUUUAUUUUAAAACAGUCCUGGAUCCCUGAGAAUGCUUAUCAAUGAGUAUUUUAUCUAGAAAUGCUGUCUUCUGUCAUUCUCCAUUAGCAGUUCGCCAAGGUACAGCUGCAAAAAUCUGUGAAUUGCAACUUCUAUGUGUAACAGAGCAGACAAGGUACAUUUUACACUGGUGCCAAGAGGCUCAGGUGAAUGAUUGCAGUGUAACAUUUUAAAUGUUAAGUCUGAGUCAUUUCAUUUUUGUGCUAAACUUGAUGUGGACUUAACUUUUUUAAUGCUGUUACUGUUGACACAUUUUAAAUGUAUGCAUCUUUGAAAAUGUAUUCUGUAUUACAGACUUGACCUGUGGAUUGAGGUGGCCUUACAGCAAAAUGACGCUUGGACUGUGUUUACAGUCGUUUUUUCCUUUAUUCUCCCUUGCUCAUUUGUGAUGUGUGGAACAUUUUUUAAAAAAAAAAUGUAAGCGCCCUCUUUCUGCACCAAU